Talaromyces proteolyticus is the source of this 964-nucleotide messenger RNA. RefSeq lists its product as uncharacterized. Gene Ontology annotation, molecular function: metallopeptidase activity. NCBI's taxonomy places the organism in Eukaryota, Fungi, Ascomycota, Eurotiomycetes, Eurotiales, Trichocomaceae. The record is from RefSeq and is a predicted model, not a curated record. The coding region runs from base 154 to 837 and encodes 227 amino acids. The transcript has a single exon.
AAACCGAAUAAGUCUCGAAUCAUGGGAAAUAUCGAUUGUUUCUUUUUUGCUUGGUAUUAAUACGAAUAGCUUUCUGCUUCUCAUUUACUCUAUUCUUUAAGACUUGCGUCUCUUUUGGGUUGUGUUGAGCCAAACCUUGCUUUCCCUCUCAAUAUGAUCAUUUCCAAGAAAUUUAAAUGGCCAAAGGACGACGACGGUACUGCCAGAAUUAGUAUUGGAUUUCUCGACGGAAAUAAUUUCCAAAAAAACAGAGUAAUAACCACCGCUGGCCAAUGGGAAAAUGCGUGUCCAAAUAUCGAGUUCGUCUGGGAAGACGAUCCCAAGGACGCCGAUGUCCGUAUUACGUUUAACUCACAUGAAUGGUAUUCCAAGGUCGGGUCCAACGCAAAAAAUUUUCCCAAAUCAGAGUCGACUACAAAAUUGAGAUGGAAGUCAGAUUUGAAGGAAAUGGACCGACAAAUCCUUCACGAAUUCGGACAUAUACUGGGUGCCGAACAUGAACAAUUCUCGCCUAGUUUCCCAUAUAAAUGGAACCGAGACGCUCUCGUGGAAUAUUGGAAAGAAUAUUAUCACAAUCAGAACAAAAGCUGGGGUAAUGGCCAACUAAUUACUCGGGCUAGAGAGAAGGUUGAUCGUGAUAUUAUCUUUCGGUAUCGCGUGAACGACCCCAACUACUACAUGUCGGCAUUUGAUGGCCAUUCGAUCAUGCUGUAUGAAAUCCAUGAAGAGUGGUUGGAAGUGAAUCCCUCAUUCGGGAAAACGCCCGAAGAAUUUCCUGAAAAUUAUGAAAUUUCAAGGAUCGACCGGGCGACUAUGAAUAAAAUCUACAGUGGAUAAUGCAUAAGGAUGUUUGUAAAGAUGAAUCGGAUUUGCCAUAUAUCCAAGGGAUAUUCCCGUUCACGGUAGUUCUACUCGACUCCUCUACUUAAAUGAUUUUGUUUUCUAUACAAUACACUACUAAUUA